AUGAUCCCCGCGCUGCCGCGCGCGGUGGCGCCGCGUAUCGCGGCCCCCCGCGGCCUGAUCCCGCUGGCCUCCCGGAGAUCCGGGAUCCGCGAUCCGCGGGUCGGGCACCGCCAGGGCGAGGGCUGCGGAUCCGGCGCGAUGAGGGGAGGCGGCCCGGGCGGGAGGGCGCGGGCGUCCGCGCCGGAGGCGGGGGGCCUGCCGGAGAUGCGGCGUGGGCGCGGGGAGGAGGAGCCGCUGGAGGUGCUGGUGGUGGGCGCUGGGCCCUCGGGACUGGCGGUCGCGGCAGCAGCUGGGAGGGAGGGCCUCCACGUGGGGGUGAUCGACCCGUCUCCCGAGUCACUGUGGGCCAACAACUACGGCACGUGGGUGGAUGAAUUCGAGGCGCUGGGAUUUGGGGACUGCCUGUCGCACGUCUGGGACAAGGUCGACGUCGUGUUCGAGGACUCCUCGCCUCCUUGCACCCUGGCGCGGCCGUACGGCCAGGUGGACCGACGGCGCCUGAAGUCGCGGCUGCUGGAGAACUGUCGGGAAACGGGGGUGGGGUUCCUCGCCGGGCAGGUCCGCAGCGUGGAGCACCUGCAAACGUGCACAAGGGCGACGUGCGCGGACGGCACAAGUGUUUCUGCGCUGCUUGUUAUUGAUGCCACUGGCUACUCACGUCGGCUUAUGCAGUUCCAAUCCCCCGUGGGGGAUUUGGACUCGGCGGAUGUGACACCUGGCUACCAGGUGACCUACGGAAUCCUUGCAGAAGUGGAGGCACAUGAUCUGCCCUUGGAUCACAUGGUACUGAUGGACUGGAGCGACAGCCACCUGUCGCCAGAGCUGUUCAGGCAGAAUCAUGCUGAGCCUUCAUUCUUGUACAUGAUGCCAUUCACUCCCACAUCUGUGUUCCUAGAAGAAACCAGCUUAGUGGAUCGACCAGCAGUGAGAUCCGAAGAUCUGAGAGCACGGCUAAAAGAGAGGCUUGGGGCACAGGGGAUUAAGUAG
Molecule: messenger RNA, 987 nt
Organism: Ostreobium quekettii
Lineage: Eukaryota; Viridiplantae; Chlorophyta; Ulvophyceae; Bryopsidales; Ostreobiaceae
Source: the annotation of a GenBank genome assembly